Messenger RNA from Peromyscus maniculatus bairdii (prairie deer mouse), 399 nucleotides. Lineage: Eukaryota; Metazoa; Chordata; Mammalia; Rodentia; Cricetidae. The record is from RefSeq and is a predicted model, not a curated record.
CCCGCCACCGCCGUGCCCAAAAGAAAGGCUGAAGGGGAUACUAAAGGAGAUAAAGCCAAGGUGAAGGAUGAGCCACAGAGAAGAUCUGCAAGGUUGUCUGCUAAACCUGCUCCUCCAAAGCCAGAGCCCAAGCCUAAAAAGGCCCCUGCAAAGAAGGGAGAGAAGAUCCCCAAAGGGAAGAAGGGGAAAGCUGAUGCCAGGAAUGAUGCGAAUAAUCCUGCAGAGAAUGGAGACGCAAAAACAGACCAGGCACAAAAAGCUGAAGGUGCUGGAGAUGCCAAGUGAAAUGUGUGCAUUUUUGAUAACUGUGUGCUUCUGGUGACUGUACAGUUUGAAAUGCUAUUUUUUAUCAAGUUUUAUAAAAAUGCAGAAUUUUGUUUUACUUUUUUUUAAGCUAUG